Molecule: messenger RNA, 687 nt
Organism: Thyridium curvatum
Lineage: Eukaryota; Fungi; Ascomycota; Sordariomycetes; Thyridiales; Thyridiaceae
Exons: 4
Coding region: 1-687 (228 amino acids)
Biological process (GO): translational elongation
Cellular component (GO): cytosol; eukaryotic translation elongation factor 1 complex
Molecular function (GO): translation elongation factor activity; guanyl-nucleotide exchange factor activity
Source: RefSeq, a predicted model, not a curated record
AUGGGUUUCACUGAUCUCCUCACCGACGCCGGCCUGUCCAUCCUCAACAACUGGCUCGCGACCCGCUCCUACAUCGUUGGCUACACUCCCUCUCAGGCCGAUGUCGCCACCUUCAAGGCCCUGAAGUCUGCCCCCGAGGCUGCCAAGUACCCCAAUGCUGCCCGCUGGUACAAGCACAUCGCCACCUACGAGGAUGAGUUCUCCACCCUGGCUGGCGAUGCCACCAAGCCCUACACCGUCUACGGCCCCGAGGCCGCCGAGGUCACCCUGAACCCCGCCAAGGCCCCCGCUGCCGAGGACGACGACGACGUCGACCUGUUCGGCUCUGACGACGAGGAGGAGGAUGCUGAGGCUGCCCGCAUCCGUGAGGAGCGCCUGGCCGAGUACCGCAAGAAGAAGGAGGCCAAGCCCAAGGCCGCCGCCAAGUCCAUCGUCAUCCUCGAUGUCAAGCCCUGGGAUGACGAGACCGACAUGGUUGCCCUGGAGGCUGCCGUCCGCGGCAUUGAGAAGGAUGGUCUGGUCUGGGGUGCUUCCACGCUCGUUGCCGUUGGUUUCGGUAUCAAGAAGCUGCAGAUCAACCUGGUCAUCGAGGACGAGAAGAUCUCGGUCAGCGACCUCGAGGAGGAGAUCCAGGGCUUCGAGGACUACGUCCAGUCCACCGACAUUGCCGCCAUGCAGAAGCUGUAA